GGGAAUAGCGGCGAGCAAUGUCGACGCGCCAACCGGCGAUCUCUCCAACCACCGCCAUUGUCCACUGCCACCACACGCUUACCUCACUCUUCCAAGAAAGAGAUAGAGACGGAGAGAGGGAGAGAGGGAGAGAGAGAAAGCGGAACAGAAAUCUUCUUCGACCCACCACACCAACGCCAUUUCCUUACGCCUAAGUACCCACGACCUAAACCACUUCCCCCACCUAAAUCUUCCCUGGAAAAGCAAUCUUUCCCCUUUUCCCCCAUUUCGUCUGGACUCUCUGAAUUCCGCGUUUCUUAACAUCUUCUCCCUUCCAAGCCACUUCUUGGGUUCCUGUCAAUUCUAUAUACAGCGGCUGCUCUGAUUCCGCAAUUCCCACUUCUUGAAACUCUGUCUCGUGCUCUGCGAUUACUGGAGAGGGGAAUUUUCAGGGGGGAAGUAUGCCGUCGGAGGAUCUAGAGCGAGGGAGGAAGAACGGUGGAGGAGGGAAUGGUACCAGUUUGGCUCCUUACUCUGUCGAUACUUCCGAGAAGCAUUGGACUUCAUGGCUGGUGCCCAUGUUUGUGUUUGCAAAUGUUGCUGUGUUCAUUGUGGCGAUGUAUGUCAACAAUUGUCCUCGCAACAAUAUUGGGUUUGAAGGGAAGUGCGUGGCUAGGUUCCUGGGGAGGUUAUCGUUUCAGCCUCUGAGGGAGAAUCCUCUUUUUGGACCAUCUUCUUCAACACUUGAAAAGAUGGGAGCUUUGGAAUGGGAUAGAGUAGUGCAUAAGCAUCAAGGAUGGAGACUUGUUACUUGCAUGUGGUUGCAUGCUGGAGUCAUUCAUCUUCUUGCCAAUAUGUUGAGCUUGGUCUUUAUUGGAAUUCGGCUCGAGCAGCAAUUCGGAUUCGUGCGAGUUGGGAUAAUCUACCUGCUAGCGGGACUUGGGGGUAGUAUAUUAUCGGCCUUGUUCAUUCAGAAGAACAUCUCAGUUGGUGCCUCGGGUGCUCUGUUUGGACUUCUGGGAGCCAUGUUAUCCGAGCUUCUUACCAAUUGGACUAUCUAUAGCAACAAGAUUGCUGCUCUGCUGACUCUACUUGUCAUCAUUGUCAUCAACUUAGCAGUGGGAAUUCUUCCACACGUGGACAACUUUGCCCACAUCGGUGGCUUCCUGGCCGGUUUCCUUCUUGGGUUUGUGUUUCUGAUCCGCCCACAGUUCGGUUGGGUCGAAAGCCGGCACCUGCCACCUGGCGCCCGUGUUAAAUCCAAGCACAAGGCUUACCAAUAUGCGUUGUGGCUGAUCUCUGCAGUGCUCCUGAUCGUUGUCUUCGUCCUUGGAUUGGUGAUGUUAUUCAAAGGAGAGAAUGGAAACGACCACUGCAGCUGGUGCCAUUACCUGAGCUGCGUGCCUACUUCACGAUGGAACUGUCAGCGCUGAGAGCAUCUCGGUCCAUGUUUCCGUGUCUUUAAGUAUCAGUCUAUAUAAUCUUUUUCUCCCAGUGUUUAAUUCUUUUGUUUCAUUCCCUCCCCACUUUGUUGCUUCCAACUUGUUUACGGUUUGUGUACAUGCCUUGUGCAUAUAGUUUUUCUUUCAAUGAACACGUAUAAACAGCGUAGUAUUAUGUACAGAACGGUUUUCCACCGGAAUUUCCUUCCAAUUUCCGUAGUACAUUACUACAUUUAGCUGAUUGGUCCUACAAGUUGGUUAGAUUUGAUUACAGCAUCCUUGGUUUGUUCAAUCGUGUUGAAAUGGCAUUGAUACUUGCUUGUUGGAUAUGAAAAUGAAGAUUUUAGGUACUG
Molecule: messenger RNA, 1774 nt
Organism: Linum trigynum
Lineage: Eukaryota; Viridiplantae; Streptophyta; Magnoliopsida; Malpighiales; Linaceae
Source: the annotation of a GenBank genome assembly